Molecule: messenger RNA, 5622 nt
Organism: Micropterus salmoides (largemouth bass)
Lineage: Eukaryota; Metazoa; Chordata; Actinopteri; Centrarchiformes; Centrarchidae
Gene: rlbp1b
Product: retinaldehyde binding protein 1b
Exons: 7
Coding region: 3454-4377 (307 amino acids)
Cellular component (GO): membrane
Molecular function (GO): phosphatidylinositol bisphosphate binding
Source: RefSeq, a predicted model, not a curated record
GCAUACUAAAUAAUAACACAUUUUUUGUGUUAUUGUGUUUUGUGUUAACUGUUUUGGUACAUAGAAGGGUUGUUUAAAUAUACAGUAUAGAAACCCAAAGCAAAGGACAAUUUUUUAAAUAUGCAGCCACCACCAUAAUCAACUUAGACAAUGCGGAUGGACAAAAAUGUGUGUAGGUUUUUCCUGUUCCUCUCUAUAAAUAAUUUUAUAUAGGAUUUAAUGACAAGAAUAUGUUUAGGUGAUCAGUGUCACCUGAACACCAUGAUUGCAGGAUGUGUUUGAGGAUUACUCAGUAAAUUGAUGAGUGCAAAGGCGUAUUUAAACUAAGAAUGGAUAGACACUACAGAUGAAACAACAGGAAAUAAGUGGGUCCUCACCUUGUAUACAUAGAUACCCAUAAGUCUAAUUUAAGACCCUGCUAAAGUUUCCACUGCUGGAUUCUUAAAAUGUUGUAGACUUAACCCUGAGGGAGCAGAAGAAACAAUUACUAUAAUUAAAGUAUCCUGUUGUAUUUACUCUUUGUUAAUUUGUUUUCAUGCACAUCUCUCUUUCGCUCAAUUAUUUGAGAUUAAACUAGAGAUUUUUACUCCACCUCGCUUAGUUUCGAUUAUUCAUGAAGCCUGACUACAUGUGUGUCUGAUUAGAUAAAGUGCUCACAGUACUGAUCACAUUAUAUAAACCUUUACUUUCGGCUCCUAACGCUCGCAAUAGCACAUACUUCACACAACCGCACAGCUAUCAAGGUGACUGGCAUGUUCACGGUGUAAUUAUGUUCUGUGUGCUGAGAUAUAAUGUGUAUGUAAGAACUAAUCUGAUCACAGCGAACUGUGUAUAGUUUAGGUCCAUUACUGAUAUGAAUGCGCCCACGUCUAAAUCCAAAUCCUCGUGGCGAGGGUGGUGGUGGGCUUGUGUGUAUGUUUAUAUUUCUCAUAGUUUAUGCAAACAUGAGAGAUGUGUAUUAAAUUUUAAAGCUUUCCUCCUCAGUUAGAAUAAUGGAUUUCUAAUUUUAAAGAGAUUUGUGAGACGUCCAACAGAAAACUUUUCUGACACCUUUUUAUUUUUUUGUAAUAACAUAUUUUUAGGGAAUAUUCGGUAAACUGCCAAAUUGCUGCUUUUUUGUUGUUUUGUCUCUUUUGCUUUGCUUUUUUCCGACUGUUGUGUUUUUCUUGAUUUUAAUUAUCUUCACCAGUUGCAACUAAUGAUUACAGUCAAUAUUCAAUUUGAUGUCACCAAAUUGCUUGUUUUGAUUUUUGAUUGACCAAUAGUUCAAAAAAGGCAGCAAAUUGUUUUUGCUUGAAAGACUGCAACAAUGAAUUGAUUUUCAAAUAGUUGCUGAUUAGUUUUCUGACAAUCGAUUUAUUGACCUGUUGCGGAAUGAAUUUAAGCCUGUUCAUGUUGCAAAACUAGAACAAUGGACUCUGCACCAAACCUGAUGGCAGCUACAGACAGAAAUAUGCAUAACUAACAGAAAUAUGCAAGACUUCUCUCACUCUGAACUAAAACGGGCUUGAUAGUCAAUACAUUUAACCAUAUCAGUUAUGGAUAGUGGAUGUUACAUGUAAAUAUAGUAUAAAAUGUGUUGUUAUGAGGGUACGUUGUUGCCCCUUUUGUUCAGCAGAGGAUCUCAAAAACUUUUCCAUUGAAUCUGGAUUAGAUUUAUUUAUAAGAUUUUGCUGCUGCUGAUCUAAGUGAUGCAUAUUGAUUUUAGUCCCAUAUAGAGACAGAUACUAUUUAUAAACCCCAGCCCUUUGUUUGUAGAGUAAAGAAAUCCAUUAAUUAAAGAAAGUGAUUCUUGCCAGAAGGUUAUAUCUAUUGCCAGAGAUAAUAUUGCUGCUGUGUCUGCCAAAUGCGUCUGCCAAAUGAGUGAAAUGAGUAAAUGCUGCUGGUCCCGUAAGAAAUGUUCCAACAUUAGAACCCAACUGAAAUCCCAUUCAACAUCACGCCUCUAAACAUCUAAAAAAAACAAACCCAUCUGAAUACAGGCUCCCCUCUCUUCUCUGCCGAGUGUGAUCACGUUGCUGAAAUCAAACUGGGAAUCAGCAGUCACAAUGGUCACUUUUCACUCCAUCCAAGUAGUAAAUCCCUUCCCUUUAAACCACCUCUUACCUAAAGUGUGUGCUCAAAAUUACAUCAUCCAAAAUGUGCACUGGCCCUGCCUUGCAUCAUGGGAGCGCCUCCACCAUUGGCCUAACACCCUCACCAUCACUUCCUCCCCUCCUGCCCCUUCUUCUCACCCUUUGCCACUUUAUGCUGAUUGAAUAGAAAAAGCAAUCUGUCGGAUGUAAUCUGGUGUGACGCCACUAAUCCCAACGCUACAAAUCAUAGGUCCCGGCCCUCUUGCUCCCCACAGACCCCUGCGACUCCCUUCCGGCAACUUCACAACUGCCUCAGGUAAGACCCGGCCUCCUCUCACUGAUGUGCUACUUCACACUCUUUUCUUUCAAAGAUUUUGUACAGCUCUGCAGCUCUUCUGGGUCCCUCUGUAGUUGAACAUUGAUGUUCUCUUAUGAAGUGGCAUGAAAUACAAAAUUUGGAUAUUUGGCCUUGGACUCCCAAGCAAAAUUUUCUUCUUGUAUUUUGACAUAUUUGAAUCUAAUUAAGUGAAGACUGUUCAUAUCUUGCUCAGUAGGUGCAUCAAAGGGACUAAUACCACUGGCAAGGUUCAGAGCUGCUUUCCCACUUUGACCAACAACUCCCAAAAUGCAAGUGCUCAUAGUGCUGCAGCUUUCUAUUGAAGGGAAUAUAUUAUGUUACAAUACAAAGAUAUCCGUCAAUAUGAUGCAGUGGUCUUUAGAAAUGUGAAUUAAAUUAGAGCUAUUAAUUUUGGUCUAUAAAAUGCUAGUUUAUUCUAAUAAAAAUAUUUAAAGCCAAAGGUUUUGUCUUCAAAUUGCUUGUUUUAUUUGACCUAUUACCUAAAAACCAAAGAUAUAAAUUUUACUGUCACAUAUCUGGACAAAUGAGAGGCUGGAGAUAGGUUGUGUUUUGUAUUUUUACUUGAUAAUAGAUUAUCAAAAUAGAAACAAAGAAAAAUAAGUUUUAAAUACUUUAAAUGUCCAUUUGGGAGAUUUAAGGGAACAUUCAGGUUCAAGUUGUUGUACACUGAUUUUACCAAUAAUACAAACUGAAUUUCUGCACAUUCAUGAUUAUACAGAAUUAAACAACAUGAGUUUUAGCCUUUAUAACAUAUGUGAGCCUGUUGAUUAUGAAACCAAAAGACUGUCGACUUUAAAUCUCCUGACAAAUCAUCCAGGAAUGGGCAAGUGCUAAAUAUAGCCGGAUCAAGGUACCCUGUGAUAGCAGAGAGGGUGGGAUGAAGGGGGAUUAUUGUGGAACAGUGUGUACAGUGUGUGAAUUGUUUUUUUGUUUUUUUUACUGAGUCUCAUGUGAGACCCAUGUCAAAUUCCCUUUUGUUUUCUUCCACACAGUACAAAGCUGAUACAAAGAGCAGAAGACAUGGCUGUGGUUAGUGGAACUUACCGUAUGGUGUCGGAGGAGGAGCAGGCUCUCAGGUCCAAGCUGGAACGUCUUACCGUCAAGGAUCACGGGCCAGUGUUUGGACCCUGCGCCAGCCUGCCAGACCACACUAAGCAGAAGGCCAAGGAUGAGCUGAAUGAGACAGAUGAGAAGCGGGCAGAGGCAGUGAAAGAGCUGCGAGCAAUGAUUAAGGAGAAGGCGGAUGGAGGUGAUGAAAUAGCUAAGGGGGUGCAGGAAACGUUUGGGGAGAAACCGGACAGUUUGCUGGUCCGCUUCAUCCGUGCCAGGAAGUAUGACAUGCCCAGAGCCUUCGAGCUUAUGAAGGGCUACGUGCGUUUCAGGAAGAAUUACCCUGAGCUGUUCGAGAAUCUGACCCCAGAGGCCGUACGCAGUACCAUCGAGGCCGGCUACCCUGGCAUCCUGCACAGCAGGGACAAAUAUGGCCGUGUGGUUCUGCUCUUCAACAUUGAGAACUGGGACUAUGAGGAGAUCACCUUUGAUGAGAUCUUGCGUGCCUACUGUGUGAUUCUGGAGAAGCUGCUGGAGAACGAGGAGACUCAGAUCAAUGGGUUCUGCAUCAUUGAGAACUUCAAGGGCUUCACUAUGCAGCAGGCAUCAGGAAUCAAACCCACUGAGCUCAAGAAGAUGGUGGACAUGUUGCAGGAUUCAUUCCCUGCCCGUUUCAAAGCUGUGCACUUCAUCCACCAGCCCUGGUACUUCACCACCACCUACAAUGUGGUCAAACCACUCAUGAAGAGCAAGCUGCUAGAGAGAGUGUUCGUCCACGGAGACGAGCUGGAUAACUACUACAAGGAGUUUGAUGCUGACAUCCUUCCCUCUGAGUUUGAUGGAAAAGGUUCUAAGUACGACGGCAAGGCCACAGCUGCCAAGCUGUUUGACUAAACGUCCUCCAUCCUUUUGCCAACCAAGCAAAGAGCCAUUAUAUUACAAACCCCACAGGUGGAGGAGACCCAUAGCCAAAUCUAGCAGUGUGGUUUUAGGAAAAAAGUUAUGAAUGAAAGUCGAGUGUGUGAGAAGUUCAAGUGAUGCUGUUUUGCAGAGGUUCUGACCAAGCAAAGUCCAACAAGAAUGAGGGAGUCUAAUGAUCAGUCAAUGAGACCACUCUUUGUUGACACCUUACAAUUUUGCAUGUUUAGCAUUGAUGAUCUAUAGCCAUUAUAGGACUAGAGGCACUUGCAUAUUUUCAAGUCUUAGAUCAUUAAUUAUGGAUGCAUACUCCCAGACAAGCACUGACUUCACUUCACACCAGAAGGUCCCUAUAGUAUGAAAAUCAGCCUCCUUAGUCUUAAGACUGGCUUGAAAUUAACAUUUAGGUGCCUUUAUUUUUUUGCCGUAUUUUGCUGAUUUGACGCUUGGUUGUCGGUGUAGUCAAAGAAUCUCCGAUAUUCAAGAUUUCAGUGGUUGCAGGCAAACAGCAAUCCUUUCAUUACACAAAAAUACUAAAUUCACUAAUAUUUUCAAUGUCCAUAACAUCUAAGAGCUUACUGAACGUCACCAAACAAGGAAACAUUUUCACAGCAGUACAUGCUCACAACAGCUUUACUGGAACUGAUCAAAAAAUAACGGUGACCAAAUGUUGGUUGUGGAUUACCUAUGUUAAGCAGAUUUAAAGGCUUUGCAAGUUGAUUUUCAUGCCAAACUCAAAUGAACUGAAGGCAGUGGCUGUCCGGGAGACAUGGCAUGGUAGUUAAUGGGCAAAAAAUGCAAAAGAAACUGUAUGAUACAUUGACCAUUCAGAUACAGUCGUCUCAUGUAAUUUCAUGAAUGAAAAAUUGAUAAAAUAUUUAUUCUAAAUACACAGGCUGACCCAUGUAAUGCCAAAUUAGUGUUUACCGCUUGGCUUUGAACAGGAGAUUUUCUCUUGCUCAUCUCUGUUAAGUCUUGCUUUGUUUGGACCAUAGUUCACCCACACAGCUUCAUUUGACACUGGCAGGCCCCAGCUUUCUCAGUCUCCACCCUCUGCCCCCGCCCCUUGAUGUACAAGGCUGAUAUUCCAACAAGUGCCUGUCUCUUGUGUGUUUUUUAGAUUGUUAUUCAAUAUGAAUAUUAUGACCUAUUACCCAUUGUGCUACCUGGUGCACCAAUAAGAAUGUCAAUCAAUGUACAAUAAACUGUAUAUAAAUAUAA